Leptidea sinapis is the source of this 10828-nucleotide messenger RNA. RefSeq names its product neurobeachin (gene rg). The record is from RefSeq and is a predicted model, not a curated record. Gene Ontology annotation, cellular component: cytosol; membrane. Gene Ontology annotation, biological process: intracellular protein localization. Bases 631 to 9885 code for a protein of 3084 amino acids. The transcript is spliced from 51 exons. Gene Ontology annotation, molecular function: protein kinase binding. NCBI's taxonomy places the organism in Eukaryota, Metazoa, Arthropoda, Insecta, Lepidoptera, Pieridae.
UACCGUCCGCACGGAACGUGUGAGCGCUGCUGUCUCCCGCGCUACCAGGACAACAUAACCUCCGAGUGCCGCAGCUCGACUGCUAACUUGACACUGUGUCGAGUUCACUCAGUAAGAGUACCCUCGUCGCAAAGCUUGCACCAACCUGUAGCAGAGCGCGGCCGAAAUGUUUGGGAUAUUAACGCUGGCCACCAUAAGUGUGCUGAUAUAUACAGUGGUGUCGCUGUUGAUGCACUGCAACGAUCGCUGGAGGGAUAUAGGACAGUGUUUCUGUGACGACUGCCGCCCGCGCCUGCAGGCACAAGUUCGUGCGCCCGUUGCGCCCGUCGCCUCCGUGUCCUCGUACAUUGAUAUCCCGAUGCAACCUUAACUCUUACACUCACGGUAAUAAGUGCCAAUAAUAAUCUAGUGCCAAAGUUGUUUUGAUUACUAAAUAAAGAACUAGUUACGUUGUUUAUCAAUUUUACAUCCCCCAAAUAUAUAUAAGGGGAUGUUGGUUGGUGUAAUGAACUUGAAAUUUUAAAUAUCGAACGAAAUCGUUAACUAUUUCACUGCGGGUAGUAGUCGAAGAAGUGAACCAGUGCCCCGGUUCGAGUACCGGCUGCGAUGCGCAAGCGCAGGUAACGGAGGAUGGAGCCGUUCGCGCGCCUGAUGGAGGGCGCUAAGCUGCCCGGGGUGUUGGCCACUCGUGACGCCCGGCCGCGGGGCGCGCUGGUGCACGCCAGCCUGGCUGCCGGCCCGCACUUGGCCGACAAGCGCGGACGCCACCUCACCGGCACCUUCUGUCUCACCGGUGACACCAUGGAGGGCAUCAUUCAGUGCCUGGUCUUCUUGAAGGCCUUCUCGCUGGUGGGAGGUGAGUUCGACAUGGAGCUGAACUUCGUGAUCCAGGACGCUCAGAAUAUCCAGCACAUGCUGGAGCUGUUGGACCACUGCCCGCCCAGUCUGCAGGCGGAGAUCUGGUCGGUGUUCAUCGCGAUUCUGCGCAAGAGCGUGCGCAACCUUCAGGCCUGCACCGACGUGGGGCUCAUCCACCACGUGCUACAGCGAUUGGCGCGCGCCGAGACCGUUGUCGCAGAUCUUCUUAUCGAGAUGUUGGGUGUCCUGGCAAGCUACAGCGUAACAGUCAAAGAAUUGAAACAAUUAUUCAAUGCGAUGAAAGCCGUUAAUGGAAAAUGGCCGCGACACUCCGCCAAGCUGCUGAACGUACUGCGCCAGAUGCCACAUCGGAACGGCCCCGACGUGUUCUUCAGCUUCCCGGGCCGGAAGGGCUCGGCGAUUGUGCUGCCUCCGCUAGCGCGGUGGCCCCACGAGAACGGGUUCACCUUCACCACGUGGUUCCGGCUCGACCCCAUCAACUCGGUCAACAUCGAGCGAGAGAAGCCCUACCUGUACUGCUUCAAGACAAGUAAGGGCGUGGGCUACACGGCGCACUUCGUGGGCAACUGUCUGGUGCUGACGUCCAUGAAGGUUCGCGGCAAAGGCUUCCAGCAUUGUGUCAAAUACGAGUUUCAACCGAGAAGGUGGUACGCGAUAGCCGUGGUGUACAUCUACAACCGAUGGACCAAGAGCGAGAUCAAGUGUCUGGUGAAUGGGCAGCUCGCAUCCAGCACCGAGAUGGCCUGGUUCGUGUCCACCAACGAUCCGUUCGACAAGUGCUACAUCGGCGCUACGGCGGAGCUGGACGAAGAGCGCGUGUUCUGCGGCCAGAUGGCAGCCGUCUAUCUCUUCGGGGAGGCGCUCUCCACGCACCAGAUCUGCGCCAUGCACCGCCUGGGGCCCGGCUACAAGAGUCAGUUCCGAUUUGACAACGAAUGCAACAUCAGUCUGCCGGAGAAUCACAAACGGGUGAGCGACAUCGCCCCCGAGCUUGACGCUGAUAACGCGCUCGCCGCGCCGCUCGGCGAGCCGUCCGCCGAUCCCGCGGACGCGGCGGUGCGCGAGGACGCCACGCCGCGCGGGCGCCGCCUGGCGGACGAAGCGCGCCACGUGGCCGCCGCGCAUGCCUCCCUGCUCGUAGAUGUUGAAGCAUGCAAGCGUGUUCUGUACGACGGGAAGCUGUCGUCGGCGAUCGUGUUCAUGUACAACCCGGUGGCCACUGACGGCCAGCUGUGCCUGCAGUCCGCGCCCCGGGGCAACGCCUCCUACUUCGUGCACACGCCGCACGCUCUCAUGCUGCAGGAAGUUAAAGCCGUCAUCACACAUUCCAUACAUAGCGCUUUGAACUCUAUUGGUGGAGUGCAAGUACUAUUUCCGCUGUUCGCGCAGUUGGAUCUAGCGCACGACACUCCCACUAACGAGCCGAAAAGAGACCCCUUGCUCUGCUCGAAGCUACUGGGGUUCGUAUGCUCGCUGGUGGAGUCGUGCAGCACCGUGCAGCAGCAGAUGCUCCAGUGUCGCGGGUUCCUGGUCAUCUCGCACAUGCUGCAGCGCUGCGGCCGCGACCACCUCACCUCCGACACGCUCGCCUCCUUCCUGCACCUCACCAAACACCUCGUCACCUGCUGCUCUCCCAAUUCCGAUCUUCUAUUGAAACAGCUGCUGGACCACGUGGUGUUCAGCCCCGCGCUGUGGGUGCACACGAGCGCCGGCGUGCAGGCGCGGCUGUACUGCUACCUGGCCACCGACUUCCUGGCGGACGCACACGUGUACGGCAGCGUGCGCCGCGUGUCCACCGUGCUGCAGACCGUGCACACGCUCAAGUACUACUACUGGAUCGUCAACCCGCGCGCCAGGAGCGGCAUCGCGCCCAAGGGCCUGGAUGGACCGCGGCCAGCUCACAAGGACAUCCUGACGAUCCGAGCGUACAUCCUGCUGUUCUUGAAGCAGCUCAUCAUGAUCGGCAACGGCGUGAAGGAGGACGAGCUGCAGGCGAUACUCAACUAUCUGACCACCAUGCACGAGGAUGAAAAUUUGCACGACGUGUUGCAAAUGUUAAUUUCGCUAAUGUCCGAACAUCCCAGUUCCAUGGUUCCCGCUUUCGACGCCAAGGGUGGCGUUCGAACAAUAUUCAAACUAUUGUCUUCAGAGAGUCAGUUGAUUCGAUUGCAGGCUCUCAAACUGCUGGGAUUUUUUCUUAGUCGCAGCACACACAAACGCAAGUACGACGUUAUGUCGCCGCACAAUCUAUAUACACUGCUUGCGACCCGGUUGGGAGCGGGGUCCGCGUCGGGAGCCGGAGGCGCGUCUUCUUCCGGGGAGCCUCUCUCUCUGGCCGUCUACAACGCGCUGUACGAGCUGCUGACCGAGCACGUGUCGCAACAGAUCCUGCACACGGCGCACCCUGAGCCGCAGCCGCACUUCCGCCUCGAGAACCCAAUGAUCUUAAAAGUAGUCGCGACUCUGAUCCGUCAGUCAAAGCAAACGGAACAGGUGCUGGAAGUGAAGAAGCUAUUCCUAUCCGACAUGACACUAUUGUGCAGUAACAACAGAGAGAACCGGCGAACGGUUCUCCAGAUGUCCGUAUGGCAGGAAUGGCUCAUUGCGAUGGCAUACAUACAUCCCAAGAAUGCAGAAGAGCAAAAGAUAUCGGAUAUGGUCUAUUCGCUAUUCCGGAUGUUAUUGCAUCAUGCGAUCAAACAUGAGUAUGGUGGUUGGAGAGUCUGGGUCGACACGCUGGCGAUCGUGCACUCCAAGGUAUCUUAUGAAGAAUUUAAACUUCAAUUCGCACAAAUGUACGAACAUUAUGAACAAAGACGAGCUGAUAACAUCACAGACCCGGCUGAGCGACAACAACGCCCUAUCUCCACAAUAUCCGGUUGGGAUAGACAUACAGAUGGUCAUGUAAAAAAUAAAGUUCUACCCGAUGCGGUUGAGAGUGAUGCAUCGCCAGUCACCAUAAGAAAACAAAAUGUUCUCAAUCAUGGGGCUCAAACUGAAAUUGGAAAAGGACUUUCUCUUAGGGAAAUUGAAACGUGUAAAUGUAAUAAAUCUAGUGAAAUUGCCGAUGACAGUCGGACUAACAUAGUGUACAGUGAAGUAUGUAAAGUGCAUUCCCCUGCCAAGAAUCUUAGUGCUGAAGUGCCUGAUGAAGGUUGUGAUAGUGUAAGGCGUGAAACAGAACAUGUUAUAGAUGAGCAGAUGGAUGAUAAAACACUUAAUUCAAAUGAUGACUUAAUACAAUCAAUACUGGAAAACAAAUUGAUGGAGAGUUCAGAAUCUGGUAUAGUCACGACAGAGACGAUUUCCGAACAAACAGACAAACCUCUGUCACGACAAGGCAGUCUCGACUAUAUUCCAGUAAGAGAUGUAGGAGAUAAUAUUUGUAAAGAAGAUAUUACGGAUAAGAGCGAACACUUGCCGUCGAGCUUAUCUAUCAGUGAAACGGCAAGUCCUGAAAGAAUUAUCGAUGAACUUAAUCUGGUCAAUGAAAGAGAAUCCGAACUUUCUGAUCCUUCCGAGCUUUAUUUGACGCCAAGUGAAGCAACCAGCCCAAAGAAAAUUCAAGAUAAGACUGAUACAUGCAUUCCAGACGAAGUUGACAAUGAUCCUAAACAUGUUGCCAUAAAUAUUGUUAACGACGUUCUUAGCAUUGCACUAGAAACUGUAAGAUUAAAAACAGACGAUGAUACAGACUCUGGUGCCAUUUCAGGUGGAAUCAUUUCUGAAGGAAACACUCCUAAUGGUAGGGAGGACUUAGAACAAGACAUUGAAGAUAUUGAGAAAGAGGAAUCCGUCGAGACAAUCGCUCACAAUUUAGUUUUGGACAUUAUAAAUUCUGUAGUUUCAAAUUGUGAAGAUAAAUAUGAUAUUCCUCCCAGUUUAAGUACUGAAAAUAUAGAAACUGAAGAUGAUGAUAAUAGAUUAGCUGAUGAUAUUAUUUUAACAUUGAAUAGUGACGAUGUUAUUCCAUUUGACCAUCAAGAUGAUGAUACCGAAAAGAAGGUUGAUGAUGCAUCGGAAAUUAAUCCUGAAUGCGAACGUCUAAAACUAGAUGCAGAAAAUGAAGAUCAAAAAGUUCCAGAAGUGCCAUCAAUAUCUAUAAUAAGUGAAAACAUUUCUAUAGCAAAUAGAACAGAACAAGAUGUGCUGCAAGAAGAGAGUGCUGGUGAGAUUGAAAGAGAUAAAAGACGCGUGAGUUUGCCUGGAGAUAAUGAGAUGAAGCAGGAGAGUAAUAGAUAUGAGGGUGUAGCUUCUCAAGGGACAAACACCUCGGGUUCGCCUAAGAGACCGAGAAGUGCUUCAACGAGUACACAAGUGGACUCCAAUCAUUUUGAAUGUCCCCGCGGCAGCCGAGGGUCGCGUGCGAUGUUUUCGCCGGGGCCCACGCGCCCACCCUUCCGCAUCCCGGAAUUUCGCUGGUCCUACAUACACCAGCGUCUCUUGUCCGAUGUGCUUUUCUCUCUAGAAACCGAUAUCCAGGUGUGGCGCAGUCACUCGAGCAAAUCGGUGAUAGAGUUCGUGAAUAGCAGCGAGAAUGCGAUAUUCGUGGUGAACACCGUGCACCUCAUCAGUCAGCUGGCCGAUAAUUUGAUCAUCGCGUGUGGCGGCCUACUGCCGCUAUUGGCUUCCGCCACCUCGCCCAAUAACGAGUUGGACGUGAUAGAACCAACACAGGGCAUGCCAGUAGAGGUAGCCGUCACCUUCCUGCAGCGGCUGGUCUCCAUGGCCGAUGUGCUGAUAUUCGCGAGCGCGCUCAACUUCGCCGAGCUGGAGGCCGAAAAGAAUAUGUCGAGUGGUGGGAUACUCCGGCAGUGCUUGCGACUGGUGUGCACGUGUGCGGUGCGAAACUGCCUCGAGUGCAAGGAGCGACAGAGAUGCGCGACGCGGCCCGCCCGGACUUCGGAUUCGCCCUCGCCCAAGAGUAUUGUGGCGAGUCUGGCCGAGGCGUCGAGCCCGGUGAAGGACCCCGAACGACUGCUUCAGGACAUGGACGUCAACCGGCUACGGGCCGUCAUUUACAGAGACGUUGAGGAGACGAAGCAGGCACAAUUCCUGUCCCUGGCGAUAGUGUACUUCAUCUCGGUGUUGAUGGUGUCCAAGUACCGCGACAUCCUGGAGCCGCCGGCGUUGUCGCACACGCAGUCGUCGCGCCGCUCGACCCACGCGCCUCAUGCGCAUGACCACCACGAUCACAACGGCGACGACGUUGAAUACACGAUGAUCGUCGUCGACGAAAACAACUCCACACUUAACGAGCUAGACUCGCCGUCAAUCAAGGAGGGCGAAAGCGUGGCCAAAAUUGAAACGAGCACGGACGAUGUGAAGCCUAGUUGCGAAGAACACAGGCCGGAAGAUAACUGCCCAGGUUCGGACAAGGAAGAGCCGCUGUUCAGGUCGAGUCUGCGAGCAGUGACGCAGGCUAAGCCAAAGAGCGUGGACUCAUUGGAGGACGGUGGCUCUUUCCACCUCCACUCCACGGAGACCAAUAACGACCCGGAGAGCUCGAGCGAGGUGGCGCUCGACGACAACAAGCAGCCUGUGAGCAACGACGAGUCGUGGACCGACGUGAACCUGAACGAGGAUGGAGACCGAGGACCCGCCACCAUCACUGGAGGCAGGGACCACGACGUUUCAGAGAUAGAGAAGCAGAUGCAUCUGCGCGACCAUCACCACGUGCGUCAGAGCCGCAGUCUGCAAGCAGUGCAGAGACAUCUGCAGGAAAACGAGACAAGCAUGUCGAUCUGCGGAGAUAAGGAAGGAGAUGGUGAUAUAAUUGGAAGUGGAGGGGCGGGGAUAGAGGGCGUCUCGCUCACUCACAAGCUGGAACGCGCGCUUGGAGCAGUCUGUCCCUUACUGCGUGAGAUCAUGCUGGACUUUGCGCCCUUUCUGUCAAAAACACUUGUUGGAAGUCACGGGCAAGAGCUACUGAUGGAAGGUCUGCAAACCUUCAAGUCGUCGACGUCCGUGGUAGAGCUGGUGAUGCUGCUGUGCUCGCAGGAGUGGCAGAACUCACUGCAGAAGCACGCGGGGCUAGCCUUCAUAGAGCUGAUCAACGAGGGAAGGUUGCUGUCACACGCCAUGCGUGACCACAUCGUGCGCGUCGCCAACGAGGCCGAGUUCAUCCUGAACCGUAUGCGCGCCGACGACGUGCUCAAGCACGCUGACUUUGAGUGCCUGUGUGCCGCUACGAGCGCCGAGCGCGCUGAAGAAGAGCGCACGUGCGAGCGGCUGAUAGCGGCAGGACGCCGGCGCGACCAGGCCGCCGCCUCGCGCCUGCUCGACAAGCUGCAACCCCGGUUGGGAGACGGCAGAAUUGUGGAGUGUGAGUUUUGGAAGCUGGACUCGUGGGAGGAUGACGCGCGGCGCCGACGUCGGCUGGUGCCCGACCCGCGCGGCCGGCGCCACGACCGACACACGCACGCCUCGCACGAAUCGUACUCGCCCAACGACGCGAUCCUGCAGGCGACGGAAGAGCUGCAUGCCCGCAUCGCGCAGGUGUCGGGCGGGGCGCAGCUACCGGCGCCGCCCGCCGCCGACCUGCUGGAUGACGCGGAGCUGCUGAUAGACGACCGAGACGAACAGGAGAUCUCAGGUCCGGUGAACAUGAGCACGAAGGCCAAGCUGGUGGCGCCGGGGCUAGUGGUAGGAGGUACGUUGUCGCUCACGAGCACCGAGCUGUACUUCGAGGUGGACGAGGACGACCCCGACUACAAGCGGAUCGACCCCGAGGUGCUGAAGUACUGCGAGCACCUGCACGGCAAAUGGUACUUCAGCGAAAUCCGCGCCAUCUUCUCGCGGCGCUACCUGCUGCAGACCACAGCCGUCGAGCUGUUCCUGGCCAGCAGGACGUCUAUCCUGUUCGCGUUCCCGGAGCAGGCCACGGUGAAGCGGGUCAUCAAGGCGCUGCCCCGCGUGGGAGUCGGCAUUAAGUAUGGCAUCCCGCAGACCAGACGCGCGUCCAUGAUGUCGCCGCGACAGCUCAUGCGGAACUCCAACAUGACGCAGAAGUGGCAGCGGCGCGAGAUCUCCAACUUCGAGUACCUCAUGUUCCUCAACACCAUCGCAGGACGGACGUACAACGACCUCAACCAAUACCCCGUGUUCCCGUGGGUGCUCACCAACUACGAGAGCGAAGAGCUGGACCUGAGCCAGCCCUCCAACUACAGGGACCUCUCCAAGCCCAUCGGCGCGCUCAACCCGAGCCGGCGCGCCUACUUCGAGGAGCGGUAUGCCCAGUGGGAGCACGAGUCCACGCCGCCCUUCCACUACGGCACGCACUACUCCACCGCCGCCUUCGUUCUCAACUGGCUGCUACGAAUCGAGCCGAUGACGACAAUGUUCCUGGCGCUACACGGCGGCAAGUUCGACCAUCCCAACCGGCUGUUCUCUUCCAUCGCACUCGCCUGGAAGAAUUGUCAGCGCGACACCUCCGAUGUCAAGGAGCUGAUCCCCGAGCUGUUCUUCCUGCCGGAGAUGCUGGUAAACAAGGCGCGACUGCCGCUGGACGUGCCCGAGUCUCCGUCAGGUGACGUGGUGCUGCCGCCCUGGGCCUCUUCGCCCGAGGAGUUUGUUCGCAUCCAUCGCAUGGCACUCGAGUCGGAGUUCGUGAGCUGCCAGCUGCACCAGUGGAUAGACCUCAUCUUCGGCUACAAGCAGCGAGGUCCGGAAGCCGUCCGCGCCACCAACGUGUUCUACUACCUGACGUACGAGGGCGGCGUGCGCCUGGAGCAGGUCGGCGACACCGUGACGCGCGCGGCCGUGGAGGAGCAGAUCCGCAGCUUCGGGCAGACGCCGGCGCAGCUGAGCGCCGAGCCGCACCCGCCGCGCGCCUCGCCGCUGCACCUGGCGCCGCUCAUGUUCGCGGCGCCGCCCGACGACCUGUGCCUGCGCCUCAAGCUGCCGUCCAACGCCGCCGUGGUGCACGUGGCCGCCAACACCUACCCGCAGCUGCCGCACCCCGCCGCGCUCACGGUGAGCGCGGCCCGUGCGUUUGCGGCACAUCGCUGGGUGGGCGGGGGCUGCGCACACGCAGGCGCCGCGCGGCACGCAGAGCACGCGCCGCCGCCGCACCCGCUCGUCAUGGAUCCCGUGUGGGCGGCGGGUGGUGCGGCGGCACUGGCCCGACGUCACCUCGGCGACAACUUCUCACAGCGCGUGCGCGCGCGCUCCAACUGCUUCGUCACGACGGUCGACUCGCGUUUCCUGAUCGCCGCCGGCUUCUGGGACAACAGUUUUAGGGUCUUCUCCACCGAGACAGCUAAGAUAGUGCAGAUAAUAUUCGGGCAUUACGGCGUGGUUACGUGCGUGUCGCGCUCGGAGUGCAAUAUCUCAUCCGAUUGCUACGUGGCGUCCGGCUCCGAGGACUGCACCGUGCUGCUGUGGCACUGGUCGUCGCGCGCGGGCGGUAUUGUGGGCGACGGAGGAGGAGCUGCCGGGGGAGCGGGGGGCAGUGGGGGGGCGGGGGAUGCUCCUGCGCCGCGGGUCGCGCUCACUGGCCACCAGGCGACCGUUAACGCGGUCCUCGUGUCCGCGGAGCUGGGGCUCGUCGUCUCCUCCUCAGAAAACGGGCCGGUGCUGAUCCACACGACGUUCGGCGAGCUGCUCCGCUCGCUGGAGGGCGGCGAGGGCGUGGCCGGGCCGCAGCAGCUGGCGCUGUCCCGCGAGGGCGUGCUGGUGGCGUCAUAUGCGCGUGGACACCUGGCCGCCUUCACGUUGAACGGGCGUCGCCUGCGCCGCGCCACGCACCACGACAGCUUCCAGUGCCUGGCGCUGUCCCGCUGCGGCGAGUACCUGGUGUGCGGCGGCGACGCGGGCGUGGUCGAGGUGUGGCGGGCCUUCACUCUGGCGCCGCUGUACGCCUUCCCGCCCGCCGGCGCCCCCGUCACCGCACUGGCGCUCUCGCACGACCAGCGAUUCUUGCUAGUCGGACUGGAGAACGGCACCUUGGUUGUGUUCCACAUAGACUUCAACAGAUGGCACCACGAAUACCAGCAGCGGUACUAAAAGAGCUAUCAGUGUCGUCGUCGAUACGAUGUGGUCGCGGUCGCCACGCUCGCGUUCACGCGCAAAUUGAUACGGGGAUGGAAUCUUGGCAGUUGGCAUAAUCCCGUCUGCGUGACUUCAGCGGGCAGUCAGCAUCUCCUAAUUUAAAAUAUUUUGAAUAAUUUUUAUCAAAAGUAUAAAUUUUUGUAAUUAUUAUUGCCUAUUUCAGUACAAAAACAUGGAACUCACAAACUAUAAUAAGUAAAGAAUGAAAUAUAUGACUCUCGUCCAUCUGUUUUGCACACGGUACUGAUCCUUUGUAGUGUCUGUCUGUAUUUAACGUCGCUUAUAUGGUGGCCUGUCCCUCUAUCAAUUUGCGGGUUUAUAUUAUAAUAUCUUUAUGCGACUCGGCGUACGACAGAGAGGGAGAUAGUGAAUUGUUAGGUGUACGUGAUCGCGAGAUGUAUGUAUGUCGUUAAGUUGAUGAAAAGCGAGCAAUUUUUGUUGCUUCUGGUCCCUUUGUUGAAGUUUAUUCAUAUUUUAAUUAGGUAUCUAAUAUAAUUUAUUGCGAUACGCUCACCGGACGGUGACGUAUGUCUUUGUACAUUCCAUUCUUUUAACUUUAUUUAUUGAAUGACAUUAAUCAUUUUUGAUGUUUGUGCCAUAGAUGACAUAAUGGAAUGACUGAUGACUAGGUAACAUUCAUUAUCAGUUAUUGUGUCGAUAAGUUGUAUUUCAAAGCGGAUUUUUACUUAAGUGUACCUGUACUUAAUCUGUGUUGUUAUUGCGUCCAUUUUUUCAUGGUAUUAUUUUUAUUUUGAUAUAAGAGGAACAUUCCUGUCGACCCCACCUGGUGGUGGGUGGUGGCGGUGGACGGUGUACUUAAUGUAUACAAUAUCCAUUAUUAUUAUUGUUGUUAUAUUUUUUUGAUUUAUUCAUUUAUUAAACAGUCAUUGUAUGUUUG